This is a messenger RNA of Ruditapes philippinarum (Manila clam), 1891 nucleotides long. Its product is annotated as sporozoite surface protein 2-like. The transcript has 5 exons. NCBI's taxonomy places the organism in Eukaryota, Metazoa, Mollusca, Bivalvia, Venerida, Veneridae. Bases 636 to 1142 code for a protein of 168 amino acids. The record is from RefSeq and is a predicted model, not a curated record.
AAUCUAAACGGAAAAUACAAAUUAGAAUGAAGAUAAACAAAUAAUUGAUUAUACGCAAAUUCAUUUAUUAUCUAGCAUAAAAUUUACAAAAUUAACUGUUGCUAUUUUAAUUCACGAGCUUUGGUGGGAUGUUAGUUUUUAGUGUUAUUCUAUUUCUUGUACAAUUUGGUUACAUAAAAGGAGAAUACAGUUGUCCGUACCGAGACAAAUUUGGAAAACUAAAAACUCGGCUUUGUGACACCGGAUGCUGUGGGACAAUUCACAAUACUUUCUGCUGUCACAAUAAAUAUCUUGCUGAGAUUAUAUUUGGGAGUAUUGUCGGUUUUUUGCUCCUCGUUGUGGUUGUUGUUGUCAUUAUACACUGCUGUUAUAGAAGAAAAUAUUUACAUAAAACAGAAUUCCUCCGUGCAACAAGAAACUAUGGAACUAUAAACGUUACAACAGAAAACGUAGAAGGUGACAAUAAUACUAUAGACACCGCUGAAGUUCAUUUACCAGACAAUAAGGACGUGGUACCUGAGGUAGAAAUUACUGUGACACCGGCAUCACCACAAAAGGGCGUGCAAACUUUUACUGGCUAAACCUCUUAACUAUCAUCUAAAGAGAAAAACAUCGAAGAGGUUUUAUAUGAAAAGAUGGGGAACGAGAACAAGCCAGCAGGUCGCAUUUACGACGAUGUUCAACCUUAUCAACCAGACUAUCCUGCCGGUCGAGUAACGCCUUAUGACCCGGACAUUCGUCCUGACAACCAACCGUAUUAUCCUGACAACCAACCGUAUUAUCCUGACAACCAACCGUAUCCUGAUAAUCGACCAUUUGAUCCAGAUUUGAAGCCAUUCGAUCCAAACGUGGGACCGUAUAAUCCAGAUAAUCAACCGUAUAAUCCGGAUAUUCAGCCAUACAACCCAGACACUCCGUACAUUCCGGAUGAUCAACCGUAUCGACCAGAUAAUCAACCUUAUAUCCCGGACAAUGAGCCGUAUCGACCGGAUAUUCAACCGUACUAUCCUGACGUUCAGCCAUACCCAGAUCCUAACCCUGCAGGUAUGGUUGACGACGAUCUAUCGCCGUACGAUCCGGACAUCGAGCCAUAUUCAGACGACCAACCUUAUUCUGGAAGCUCCGAUACUCAGCCGUACUAACCAUAACGUUCUUUAUUAAUAGAUUAUGUAUAAAAUGAGUGUUUUAAUUUUACUCAUGAAAUAAUAUCUUUCCAUCUCUUUAAAUCAUAUUAUAAUUAUCUGUAUUUGCAUUUACUUGAAGUAACGAACUGGGACACGUAAGUCAAUGAUGCAACCUGCACAUGUUUUUGUUCAUAAAUCGAGUAGAAAAAUUAUUCGGCAAUCAUAUAUUUUCUCCUCAGUGGUGACUUAAAAAACAGAUAAAAGUUCCUUGAAUCAAUAUAGCCGAAGUCAUUGAUUAUUGAAACUUUAUGUUUGGCAUCUUUUCUAACUUUAGCAUAGUAAAAGUACACAAUGUAUGGCAUCUUUUGAUACUUUAACAUAAUCAAACGUUCAAAUUGAGUAAUUGCUACACAAUCAGCAAAAGCGUCCUCUGUUUCUUUCUGUACUGGUAUCCUGUGUUAGAUUCCUUUUUUUUUACAUAUUGGCAUAUUUUGGUAUGUAUAUCUCUAAGAAAUCAUGCACGUGGUGAAUAAUGGACAAUAUUUUAAAGAAUUUUGUUCUGGUUUGGAAGAGGAACUUUUAUCUUUCAUGAAUGGAUUUUUAUAUGACAUUUGACAUUUGAACAUGUGCCGUUUUAUUGUAGACGUAUGACGAACAAUUUGGUUUGCUACACCAACAACACAUGCAAAUUGUAUUAGAAAAACAACUAAGUCUUAUGAAGGCCUUCGUACUAUAAAUCAUAAAAUAUACAAAGAAAUGAAUUGUUA